Molecule: messenger RNA, 3436 nt
Organism: Ceutorhynchus assimilis (cabbage seed weevil)
Lineage: Eukaryota; Metazoa; Arthropoda; Insecta; Coleoptera; Curculionidae
Source: the annotation of a GenBank genome assembly
UUUCAAAAUUCAAAAACAUGUAUUCAUAUUGAAUUUUUGAGUCUAGAACGUCUCAACUGAGUAGAUACCUAUACAUCCUGCAUCAAUACAUAGACGUUCCAUCCAUACUUAGCUCACUCUGUAUAGGUAUUGUGGUCAGUGCAAACCGUUGCCAUGUUGCAAGACUGCAAGCCUGAAUUGACGAUGAUGCAACCGGUAACCGGUGCAGCGAAUCCAUGCAUUGGAGAAAGAAGAAGAAGAUUAAAGUAAAGAAUGUGCGAACCUGCAAAUUGCAUAUCAUUCGUCCGUCAUAAAACCAGACAAUAUAACCAGUGCGUGAGUCACUGAGUAAUGUGACUAUGGUCUCGUAGUCCAGUGUGUAUUUGCAACAUAAAAAUAACAUAAUUUUAAACUAAAUAGGUGCAUAAUAAUAUAUUAGGUAAAAUACCUAGAAUAUUAAAAUAUGGAAGACAAUCAACUUACGUUAGACCAUGCAGAAGCACUAAUAACUACAGAGAAUGAAACAAUUGCCACUGAAAUUGAAGCAAUAAAAAGUUUCAAGACAAAGUUACCCAAAGACAUUUCAGUAAAUUUUACAGAAGAAGGAUUGGAUAAUGCUCUUGAAUUUAUUUGUAGCUCCACUUUAAACGAGCGUAAAAUACUUUUGCUCUAUUUCCACAACUCGGACCUUCCCUUCUCCAACAUGUUCUCGAAAAACUUACAAUCUGGAGAACUGGCACAAAUCUUAAGCAGAAACUUCCUAGUUUUGGGUUGGGAUGUCGAAAAUCCUGAUUACCAUGAUGCGUUAGUGACUACAUUAAGUCGCCAUGCUAAUUUGGCCAUUUUAUCAGAUCUUGUACUCAAUAAAGUGGCUGUCGCACUUUGCAUAAUGCCAGUUGAUAGUACCAUUAGUGUGUUCUUAUGCUUACGUGGUAAAAUAACUUUGACAGACUCAAUCAAGAGCUUAAAGGAAACUGAGGUAGCUUUUAUCAAGCAGCUUGAAACUGAAAAGGAAUUGGCUGAAAUAACACAUCAAAAAAGUGACCAAAACGACUUGGGGUCACAGCAAAUGCACAGUAUUUGGGCGAAUAUGCUGGGAGAUAGAGAUUAUGACAGCUUUGAAUUCGAUCAGCAUGAUUAUUUGAAGGAUAAAAUCGGGUUUGCACUUAAGGGACCACCACAAGAGACUAGUGGAUAUGAUAAAAAGACCAAGAUUCAUAUUGAUACAUUAUUUAAGGCCAUUCAAACCCAAAGUAGUGCCAUAGCUGAACACAAAGAUCGUAUGGAAAUAUCAUUUAUCUAUAAUUGCUUGGAAUCACUUCCACAAGAAAAAAUUAGGAGAUCUAAAAAAUAUCCUGAUUAUAAUCCACAAACAGAUAUGAAUCCAGUGCCAGUUUUUGUUUUAAGAAAAUGCAGAGGCAGCCAAAAUCCAUGCAGAAUUUUCAUAGAUGAUAAUGGAAGAGUCUAUAAAAAUUGGAACAGUUAUUUGACAAAAAAUAAAUAUCCGAAAUGUGAAAUGGUUGUUCCACGAAAUGGAAGGUAUGAAGUUAUAAACAACACAGUUCUCCUCGAACAACACUUAUCGCCUCCGUGUCAUUUGGACGUAAAACUUCUUCAAGUAGGUGAUAUAGUAACUAGUCUAGCAGGCUUGGCUUCAGGUUGUGUUUUUUUAACUGCCGCUGGUUUAGCAGUUGCUCCACCUGUUUUAAUAGCUGCAGGAGUCGUUGGAGCUGGAGCAGGAUCAUGGGCUAUCGGAAGAAGCAUUUACACAUUGUGCGAUAGGAGUACGCAUAAAGUGACUAUGAGUUUCAAGAACUCGGAAGCUAGAGGAGCCUACAUAAACAUUGUGGCUGCUUCUUUAGGAUUUGUAGGAGCUGGAGCUAAUGUGGCAUUCACACAAUUGGUCGCUAGAGGGGUUAAUAUUGGACAAGGUGCAAUUUAUUCGUUCAAUACAAUGGGUAUAUUAAAUCUUGGUGUGGGAGGCGCAAGUGUUGUAAAUUCAGGAUAUGAUGUUUUCGAUCAAUGGUACAAUAAAAAUCAAACUCCAUCAGCACUGACCAUAUUACAACUCAGCUCUUCAAUACUAUUCUUUGGACAUGCAGUAUUCAGUUUUAGAGGAGCUCAAACCAUCAUAGAGGAAACUCAAGCUAGAGUGUUGAAAGAUUAUCAGGAUUCUUUGAGUAGCAAUAGAUACAGAAAAAUGUUCAACAAACUCAUUCAAGACACUAUUGUGUCACAAGGUGAUGAAGCCAGGGGCAAAGCCGAAGUAAUAUCAGCCAUAAGAAAUAUACCAAACAAAGACGCAGUUUUUGAAGCCCUAACGAAAAACAAUAAGUCAAUGAACGAAGCUGGUAUUAAAUUUUCAGCUCAAGAUGGGAAAAUUACAUUGGGAGGCAUUCCUGUGGAUAUGAAGGAAUUUAUUGGUUGUUACAAGGGACAAACGGAAGCUUUUCUAUACAACUUGGCCCAAGACAAAUCAUCAGUAAAUUUAGGACCUUCUCCCGUAUCAGAUCCAACCAACAAUAAUAAUUUACUCAAAAGUGCUAUUGAUAGUUUAUUGACUCUUUUGACCAUUGACAGUUCCAGUAUUAAUGAGACAGAAUUAUUAAUAUUGACAUCAAAAAUUUUAAAUUUUUGCAGUGGUGACAUCAAAACUAAAGUAAUUAAUUCCAUUCAUCAAGCAAUAGAAUAUAUUAUCACCAAAGUAUCUAGUUCAUUUGCAGAAGAAAUCAAUCAAAUCUUGCCAAAACAAUCUCAAUUUUUCGAAUUUUUACAGUUGGCUAUUUCAUACUUCAGCAGGCAAGUUGACGAAUGCGAACAAAAAUAUCAGAAGUAUCAACAGACAGGAGAUGUAACAUAUAAAGAUCCGAUAUUUGAUAAGAUCAAUCUUUCGUAUGUAAAACGUAUAGUGCAAUUUUUUCAAUUUGCUGUUACAAACAGCUUUUCGGGCAAGAAUCUUACCAAAACAGUAUUGACUGAAAUUGCCGAAUACGUUACUGCUUGGGUUGCCAGGCUUAUAUUUGAGAAGGAAGAGAAAAAGGAAAAAGAGGAAAAAAGGAACCAUCAUUGUUCAGGAUUUGAAACUAGAAGAGUAAAUUGUAGCAUUUGUGGAGGGUAUUAUUUCAGGCAUGGAAAGUAGUGAAUCUCAAACAUGCGGAAAGCUUUUUCUGGUGCAAAAUUUAAUUUUAAGUGCUCACCUAUACAUACUUACCCAUAGUCUAAGCAGCGACUGCAAUUUAAAGUUCCUUUUCUAUCAGAACAAGCAGGUUUAUUUUAACGUGCAAUUUUAUGUGAUGAAUACUGAAUCAAUGGUUUUGGUUUUAUCAAUUUGAUAUUAUUUACUGGAAGUUAAAUUGUUAUAUUUUAUACUUUUGUAUUGAAUAUUUAGGUACCUACUUAUAUUGUUAUGAUAACAUUGUUAGGAAUAUGUUUUCAAAUAUAUUUGCUUCUACUAUAC